Messenger RNA from Cuculus canorus (common cuckoo), 3052 nucleotides. It is a transcript of the gene CEP68, whose product is annotated as centrosomal protein 68. The transcript has 8 exons. NCBI's taxonomy places the organism in Eukaryota, Metazoa, Chordata, Aves, Cuculiformes, Cuculidae. The coding region runs from base 371 to 2629 and encodes 752 amino acids. The record is from RefSeq and is a predicted model, not a curated record.
GGAGCAGCUCGAGGGGCAGCUCAGGGGGGCCGGGGAGUAGCUCGGGAGCUGCAAGGAGUGAGUCCGAGUUGACCGGGGAGCAGCUGGGGUGGUGCCGGGGCUCCGGGAGCUGCUCCGGGGCCAGGGCGGCGGCGGCUGUCCCGGUGGAAGCCAUCCCCGUUACCCGUGUCUCCAUCCGUGCCUCCAGCAGUUGUUGGCUUCUCCAGACCGUGUCGAUCCUGCCCAAAGGCUUGGUCUGCCUUCUUCCCACCGUGAGGGUCAAGCCUGAUGCAUCACCACCACUGGCCACCUGACUUCUGUAUUUUUCCGGUUUUGUUGGUAAAUGAGAGCCUGAGGCCUGGCAUUGUCUUGCAGAAGAAGUUCUGUCCUGAUGGCUGUGGAUGUGGGAAAAUCACUUUCUGAAGCAUCACUGAGCGGGAAGGCUGGGAGCAGUGGUAGGUGGGACUGCACAGAGGUGGAGACGGACUACCCAGAGCUAACAGACAGCCUGCGCCAGCUUUUAGGGACAGAGGAAGCCAAGCCUUGCCCACAAGGGACAGAGAGUGUGGCAAUGAGUGGAUACAGUUGCUUGGCCACUGGUGUUACCCAGGGAGGCUCGAGCUACCACCAAGAAUUGUCUUCAGGAUCCAUAUCCGGAUUUCCCAGAGCAAGAGCAAGCCUCUCAGAGACAGAGACGUUAAUUUAUAGAGCCGCCGAUGGCAACGUGCCUCAUCAUGUUAGCCAGCACUUCCUCUCCUCAGAAGAGCAGCAGGUGAAGGCAUCAGGCUCUUGGGAGCCAGUGUCCAGCCCUCCCAGCCAGCACAGCUCUGCAGACGAGAGCAUCCUCGCUGGCAACUGCCACGAUGCCCUUGCCAAGCGACACAGCCAAAGGCUGGGAGCUCAGUCCCCAUUUUCCUCCUCUCCAGAGCUCCUGCAGCCCCAGCCCCAAGCACCCCUAAGCCCUGAGAGCGCCCUGCGGAGCCGCUCCGCAUCAAGCUUCUCCACUCUAUCUUCAGAAGAAAAUGGUCUCUCCAAAGAGCCGUCCCGAAGCUUGCCAGCCACUGUGGAUGUGCCUUCUCCUGCGGCCACUGCUGCCCAGGACCGGUGCUCUCGGUGGAGUGUGGCAAAAGGCAAGGUGCCGUGGGCGCACAAGCCUGUCAGUGCUCUGCUUGAUGGUCACGCCACUAUGGAGCGUGUCAGAGGGAUGUCGUCCUACCAAGCUGAUUACUGGGCGUGUGCCAUACCGGAUUCGUUACCCCCAUCUCCGGACCGUCGGUCACCACACUGGAACCCCAAUAAAGAGUACGAGGACUUGCUGGAUUAUGCUUAUCCGCUGAAGCCAAGAUACAAACUGGGAAAGGUGCCAGAACCUUUCCUCCAUGACUCAGGAAUAGGUUUGGACAGCUUUUCUGUUUCCCCUGAAGGCACGUUGAGGUCCACCAGCAUAUACAGCCGAGGUGGGCAGGCUCAGGGAGGCAGAGAAAAAGAAUGUUGGAGGUUCAUGGGCUCUGCAGAGAGGUUCUCCACCCCAAGGUCUGGAAAAAGAGGCUGCUCAGGCACGGGUUUGUACUAUGAACCUUUACCUAUUGCAAAUGCAUCCUUUGCAAAGAGUGCUUCCUCUCGUCCUUCUAGAGGUUUUGUGGAGGAUGUAACAAUGGAGGCAGCUGAGCCAAGUUUGUUCAGCUGCUCCGCUGUGGAUGGGAGAAGCUGGUGUACUGGAGGGAGCCCCUUUCCACACUACCACGGGCAGAUGAAAAGCACUAGCAGGUUUUUACCAACAACACAAGCGCUUCCCCUGAGGAAGGAGUGGGAGGGUGAUGAAGAAUUUCUCUCCCUGCCUCCAAAACUGCGGGAGCUAGAAAGGCUGGCUCAGUUUUUGUCCAGUCUUUCCUUAACUAUAAGGACACCUGGGCACAACUACCAAACCCUUCCACAUCGCCGCGACAGCAGGCAGCACCUUUCCUCUGUGUUGGCUCCUUUCAGAGAUGCAGGUGUCAAGGACAAAAGAGGGAAUAUUGAGGAUUAUGCUGGGCGGUGGCCCCCCUGCAGCUCUCCAAAGCCCAGCUGGGAAAACACUGAAUCGUGUGGCCGGAUCCAUGGAGAUCCUCUGCGGGGGCUUAACCUACCAACCAGUCUCAGGGACACAUUGGAUGGGACGUACCUACAUGAACCACAGUCCAAGGGGCAUCCAAAGAAGAGCCAGCGGGGCGAGUCCCUUGCCCACUGUGUUAAGAUGUUUUGCUGCCAGCUGGAAGAGCUCAUUCAUUGGCUGUACAGCAUUGCAGACAUCACCGACAGCUGGGUCCCAGCCUCCCCAGACACCGCGAGCGUGAAGGCAUCGCUGCACCGCUACUUGGAGUUCAGGAAAGACGUGGCCAACCACCGGAGCCUGACGGAGAGCGUCCUGGAGAGGGGAGAAGCUCUCCUCGACUGCAUGGCAUCAAAUUCACCAGCUCUGAAAGACACGCUGGGUUUGAUAGCGAAACAGUCGGAAGUGCUAGAAACCCGCGCAGAGCACUUGUACGAGUCCAUUCUAGCUGCCGCAGGUCCCCUGCAGGGCAAGGAUGGGAUGGAGGACAAGGGAGCGCAGCAGACAGCCGCUCAGUGGGUGCCGCCUGUAUCAGACGUGGGUUUCGUUAGCCAGUCUUAGGAUGGCUGAGAAGGAAUGCAGCGAGCACCAAACCAGCUCUUCUACCUAGUGAAGAGAUGCCAAAUACGUACAAUCACUGUGUCAGGCAUUAGCCAGACUGGCUGAUUUCCGUUGUUUUUUUUACUGUGGCUUGAGAAAGGCAAAGCUGUACAACAGGUAUUUGUCUGCUGGGACGUCUGGUUAUAGUGCUGACUAUGUUGGGGAGUUCAGUGAGUGAGGAAUGUACAGCUGGCCUUCUCUUCUUUUGGUUUAGUUUUUGGUUUUUUUUAACGUAGCUUUCCUUUUUAUUGCAGUGGCCUGUUCCGCCUAUUAGCAAAAUGUCAGGAACACCAUUUUGUAACUCAGUAAUCCAUAGUGUGCUGUGCAACUCACUUAUAAGUAAAGCCAUGUGAUUUUAAUAGUCGUGUUCUCAUGUUUUGUUUA